Necator americanus (New World hookworm) is the source of this 282-nucleotide messenger RNA. RefSeq lists its product as uncharacterized. NCBI's taxonomy places the organism in Eukaryota, Metazoa, Nematoda, Chromadorea, Rhabditida, Ancylostomatidae. The transcript has a single exon. The record is from RefSeq and is a predicted model, not a curated record. Bases 1 to 282 code for a protein of 93 amino acids.
AUGCUAGGGCCCGCACGUUCAAUGAAGACGAGUCGUCUGAGUGUAGUUUGGUCAAAACGACAUGAAGCCUGGUGCAGUUGCGUAGGCGGAUGCGGUCGUAGCGACGCGAUGGAGACAGUGGCUGGAAUCGAGAUGGGACCACCGCGAACUGCGGCGAUGGGUGGUACUAGCAAGGGUUUCGCCACAACCGUAACCGCUGCGCUCCACCGUGCCGCUUCGAGCGCAUACGCCUACGCAACUGCACUAUGCUUAAUGUCGUUUGACCCUACUACAUCUGACUGA